Colletotrichum siamense is the source of this 1002-nucleotide messenger RNA. Its product is annotated as Short-chain dehydrogenase TIC 32. The record is from RefSeq and is a predicted model, not a curated record. The transcript has 4 exons. NCBI's taxonomy places the organism in Eukaryota, Fungi, Ascomycota, Sordariomycetes, Glomerellales, Glomerellaceae. The coding region runs from base 1 to 1002 and encodes 333 amino acids. Gene Ontology annotation, molecular function: oxidoreductase activity.
AUGAACACGGACAAGAGAACGGCUGGCGAGCUCGCCACCCUAUACGCCGCGCAAAUCAAGAGAAAGAUCAUCCUGACGACCGGCGUGUCCCCCGGUGGUGUGGGUGCCGCCUUCGUCAAGGCACUUGCGACGGCCGAGCCCGCACUGCUCGUCCUUGCUGGCCGCAACCCCGGCAAGGUCCAGCAGACUGUCGAAGCUAUCUCGGAGCAAGGCUCCAGCGUGAAAGUCCGCACUCUGGACCUCGACCUCGCCUCGCUGGAAGGUGUCCGCAAGGCCGCGGCAACGGUAAACGCCUGGGACGAUGUGCCCCGGAUAGACGUCCUCGUGAACAAUGCCGCGGUGAUGGCCGUCGACUGGGCGGCCUCGCCCGAGGGACUGGAUAGGCAGUUCGUCACGAACUAUCUGGGUCCUUUCCUCUUCACCAACCUCCUCAUGGACAAGCUGCUCAAGUCGCCUGCUCCCCGCAUCGUCAACGUGACCAGUGACGGUCAUCGUCUGGGCCCGGUCCGGUUCGAUGAUUACAACUUCCAAGACGGCAAGAAUUACAACAAGUGGCAGAGCUACGGCCAGUCCAAGACGGCAGUCAUGCUGAUGGCCAUUUCGCUGGCUGAGAAGCUCGGCGCCCGGAACAAGCUGACGGCGCUCAGCGUUCACCCAGGGCUCGUCAUGAGCAACCUCGGCAGCCACCUCAAGCUGUACGGCGAGUCCAACCAAGACUUCGUCUCAAUGAUGGACCUCGAUCGCCUUCUUGGCAACGCACCCGCCUUUAUCGAUUGGUCUAAGGUCUCCUUGAUGCCUGAUCCUCCCGAAGUCGGUGCCAACACCCUCGUGUACGGUGCCUUUGACCCGGAAGUUUCGAAGCACAACGGGGGCUACCUUCUUAGCUGCCGUCUGGCCGAUCCCUGGACCGACACCGUGAGGCCCUGGGCUACCAGUUCUUUCGAAGCGGCGAGGCUUUGGAAGCUUUCGGAGAAGCUGCUGGGUCAGGGGUUCUCCUUCUAA